This is a messenger RNA of Cylas formicarius (sweet potato weevil), 2859 nucleotides long. It is a transcript of the gene Cog4, whose product is annotated as conserved oligomeric Golgi complex subunit 4. Lineage: Eukaryota; Metazoa; Arthropoda; Insecta; Coleoptera; Brentidae. The transcript is spliced from 11 exons. Bases 503 to 2773 code for a protein of 756 amino acids. The record is from RefSeq and is a predicted model, not a curated record.
UGAUUCUGUGAUUGAGCAUUGCACGCGGCGGUUUAACCUCUGUUCGCUCCCGACAGAAUCCCAUGUAUUCGUCCCAAAAAGUUUAAUAUCGGUUUCCACGGUGUGGAUUUAGUGUUUUGAGUGUUCAGUGUACGUCUUAAAGUGAUAAUCGUCGUCGGCCCCGUCGUUUUUCCCCGUUCACGCCGGUAUGGAGGCAGGAUGGGCCCGGAUGGUCCGCGGUGUAAGCGGGGGGAAGCCGAUUUUUUUGGUAUCGGUCAGAAUCGUUUUUUGCUAGUUGAGCAAAUUAUUGGUUAUUUUUUUUCUUUGUACGUGGUGGUCAUUGACCAGAAGCGAAAAUCCUCGACGGAAGUCGGCAAUGGGCGAAUGAUCCUAGCAGUCGAGCCCAACAUUUUUUGUGAAACGCCUAAUUGAUUUGAAGGUCUAAGGUUAUGUUGGAUUUUGUUGUGUGUAUAAAUUUUCUUAAAGUUUUGAAACUGGAGGAAAAGACCAAAGUCAUAUUCAAAUGGAAAUUUCUACGAACGACGAAAACCCAGACUAUGAAAGCAUUUACUUACAAUGUCAGCAAGAUCUGGAAAAACUUAAAUUCGAAGAAAAAACUUUAUUGGACGAUUUAAAUGCUAUGCUAAGUCAGAAAACAUAUAUAGAAAGCAAAAUAAAUGAAAUAUCCAAAGUAAUUCCAACUCUUAAAGUUAUGAAGCAAAAUGCUGAAGAAUUAGUUUCAACCGUUAAUGAAAUAUCUGAGAGUUCUGAAAAAAUAAGUGGCAAAAUUCGUACUCUGGACACUGUUAGAAACCGUGUUGAUGAAUGUAUGCUUCGUGUGAAUGAUUUAAUAGAUCUUGAAGUCUGUUCUCAAGGUGUUCAGGCUGCAAUAUUGGAUAUGGAUUAUGAAAAGGGGGCUGCCCAUAUUCAUCGGUUUCUGUCAAUGGAUCAGACUUUACUUCAAAGAACUGCUAAUGAUAUGGAUAAUGUGUCCAAUAUGCUCAAGUCUGUGAGAACUCUCCAAGAUGCAACAGCUCAAUUGAGGGCAAUAGUGGAACACAAGUUUACCGAAGCUGUCAAUAAUGAGGACUUAGCUUUAAUUGAGAAAUUUUUUAAAAUAUUUCCCUUGCUUGGAAUGCACGCUGAAGGUGUGCGAGAAUUCUGUACCUAUUUGAGAACUAAAGUGGCUGAAACUGCUGAUAAAAAUUUAAAAUCUGCAAUGACUAUGCCAUUAGCAGAUAAACGUCAUGCCAUUAUAUAUGCAGAUACUCUUACUUUCCUAUUUGAAGGCCUAGCGAGAAUAAUAGAUUCCCACCAACCCUUAUUAGAAACUUACUAUGGACCAGGCAAGAUGUUGCCGACAGUAGAUAUUUUACAAAAGGAAUGUGAUAAGCAAGUUAAGCGCCUUCUUUCUGAAUGGAUGAAAGCAAGAAAACUUAAAGAAAAAUUGCAGGUUAUUACUGAUCUUUCGAGAAUGAAUCCUACUGCUAGCUUUGGUAAACUGGAAAAGAUUGAUCCCAAGGAUUUGGACAUAUUGAUAGGGGAAACAACUCUAAUGCACUUCCGUUGUGAGCUUUAUAUCAAGUUUAUCAACAGAAAAGUGGCUGCCGACAUUGAAAUUAGCACACCUGAUGCAGUGCAAAAAGAAAAGUCCUUAAAAUUAUUGGAACAAUUAAUUGUCAACAGUGAUUUAAGUCAAUGUAAACAUGAACUUUUGUCUUACUAUUUAAAAUUUGAGCAAUAUUUUAUGGAAGAAUCAGUAAUCAAAGCUAUUAAUAUGGAUUGUUUAGAUCCCUCCCAACAGAUUUCUAGUAUGGUAGACGAUACUUUUUUUAUAGUCAGAAAAUGCAUUAGACGGUCCAUAUCAACAGGUAGUUUAGACGGAAUAUGUGUAAUAAUUAAUAACGCCUGUCGCGUAUUGGAGAACAAUUUUUGUGAUAAUUUAAAGAUGAGAUUGAAGCAAGGAUACCCAUCUGGAUAUUUAGAUCUAACGCAGGCCUAUAAUGUACUUCAAACUUCAAUUCAACAGGGACGGUUGCAAUCGGGAGAUACAGAACAGGCGCGCACGGCUUUUAUAAUGGCUUUAAACAAUGCAGAUACAAGUACUGAAUAUGUGGAAGCGCUGUGCGACAGCAUUCUAAAAGAAAUAGAAUCCGCGUGGCCCCGCAUGAACCCCAACCAGAGAGGUAAACUAGAAAGCUGCCUCUCGGGAUUGUCAUCAGUCGUAGUAAAUCUCAAAAGUAUCAUCAAUUAUGGUAUGCAGCAACUUGGUUCUACUGCCAUCAAACCGCGAAUCACCCCUUGGGUAGACAGUUUCCUAAAUUAUAGCCAUGAUCUGACAGAAGAUGAAUUGUCAGAGUAUGAAGCUGGAGAGUCGUUUGCUCAAACGUUAAUAAUGAACUUGGAGACACUGUUAUCUUCGUUUCGUGAUAUUUUGACACCUUCUAACCAUGAAAAUUUCACUGAAGUUCUUACAACAGAAGUGACGCAAAGGAUGGAGAAAGCUGUAAUGAAAAGUACAUUUAAUAGGCUCGGCGGGUUGGUAUUGGAUAAGGAAAUUCGAUCAUUGUCGGGAUAUAUCACGGCCGCCACCAACUUUUCGGUUCGCGAUAAAUUUGCAAGAUUAAGUCAAAUUGCGACAGUAUUAAAUCUGGAACAAGUUAGCGAGAUUUACGAUUAUUGGGGCGACCACGAUGGCGCUCUGACUUGGAGGCUGACUCCCACCGAAAUUAAAAAUAUUAUGAAACUGAGGAGCGAUCUGCGACAGGAGGAAAUUAAAAGAUUAAAGUUGUAAUUAGUAGUUGGAGUUCUUGCAACUAUAUAUGUAUAUUCCUUUAAUAAAAAGUUGUAUAUGCCUCGCAUUUUCUUUAUUUUAUGUUU